UCACUGUACCUCCUUGUGCAACGCGGACAAGGAAGGUCAUGUAGCAGCGCAGAAACAGCUUCCUUACUCUAGAUCCUGUUACCGGCACAUUGGACUGUCUUGCUGUGCGAGUGACUGGCUGAGAUCCACUGGGAGGCCUGAGGAAGGCUUGAGAGGAGAGAAAAGAGUAGAAAGGGAGCUGAAGACUGCUGCAGUAACCACACACAAACAGGGAGAGAGAAAGUCAAUUUACCUGUGAUGUAUCUUUUCAUCUCAGAGUACCGCACUGGAGCUCAGUGACCGAGUGAAUGUCAUAGUGUAUGCCGUUCUUGAUUUCAUUGAUCUUCAGAUAGACAGAGCUUGAUGGAGACUUGAAUAGAGACACCCACACCAUCCAUGGUUUCUAUCUGCAUAUGCUGAAAUUAAAAAGGAUUUCUGUGGGUCUGUGACAAUGAAUACUCCCGUUACUGGUGAUUUUAACAGCCAGGAUGAUGUGGGCGACUUCAUUUAAGCCAGGACCUUUUGCAAUAUAUUAAAAAAAGCUACUGUACUAAUUCUGCAAAAUAUCCUCCUCAAAUGCAUGUAGUAAAGGAUCAUAGGAAGAUCUAUGCUAUAAUGAAUGAUUUCUUUAUUAGGAUACAUAUUUUAGCUGUGCAAAUAAUAACUGAUUUAUAGACCUUCAAUAAUAAGUUGCUGGUUGCUGUUGAAAAGCCUUCUGUUAAUAAUGUGCUAAACUAAGUCUAGCUGUCGAUUCUUGUUAGAGUUAUGAAGAUUCCUCGCUUCUAGAGCUCUCGGUCCCCAGGUGUUCCGUUGGAUUGUCAGUCUGUCUGUCCAGCUAGCUGUCAGCGUGGACAGUAUCAUUAGAGUAGAGACAUGGCCACGGAUUCAUGGCAAGAGGCUGGAAAGACCAGGAAAAGUCACUUCAGAUCCUGUGAGAAAAAAUCCUCAUGGGCUUCCUACAUGACCAACUCUCCCACCGUGAUUGUCAUGAUUGGCCUCCCGGCGCGAGGGAAGACCUACAUGUCGAAGAAGCUCACGCGCUACCUCAACUGGAUCGGAGUGCCCACCAAGGUUUUCAACCUGGGUGCGUAUCGCCGAGAGGCUGUCAAAAUGUACAAGUCCUACGACUUCUUUCGACACGACAAUAAAGAAGCAAUGGAAAUCAGAAAACAGUGUGCCUUGGUAGCUUUAGAAGACGUGCAAGCCUAUUUGACGGAGGAAGGGGGGCAGAUCGCUGUAUUUGAUGCCACAAACACAACCAGGGAAAGAAGAGAUCUAAUCCUUAGUUUCGCAAAGGAGAACUCGUACAAGGUCUUCUUCGUGGAGUCUGUGUGCGACGAUCCUGAUGUCAUUGCUGCUAAUAUAUUGGAAGUGAAGGUGUCCAGCCCGGACUAUCCUGAAAGACACAGGGAGCGGGUCAUGGACGACUUCCUGAAGAGAAUCGCGUGCUAUGAGGUUACAUACCAGCCCCUGGAUCCAGAUCACGUCGACAAAGACUUGUCCUUCAUUAAAGUGAUCAACGUGGGCCGGCGCUUCCUCGUGAACAGAGUCCAGGAUUACAUCCAGAGCAGGAUCGUCUACUAUCUCAUGAACAUCCACGUGCACCCACGCACCAUCUACCUGUGCCGCCACGGAGAGAGCCAGCACAACGUCCUGGGCAAGAUCGGGGGUGACUCGGAGCUGUCAGCGCGCGGCAAGCAGUUCGCUCAUGCCCUGCGGGAUUUCAUCAAGCAGCAGAAGCUGGCAGAUCUGAAGGUGUGGACGAGCCAGCUGCGGAGGACGAUCCAGACCGCCGAGGAGCUGGGCUCCCCGUACGAGCAGUGGAAGAUCCUGAACGAGAUCGAUGCGGGGGUGUGUGAAGAGAUGACGUACGAGAUGAUCCAGGAUUCUUUCCCCGAGGAAUUCGCCCUGCGAGACCAGGACAAAUAUCACUACCGCUACCCAGGAGGAGAGUCCUACCAGGACAUGGUGCAGCGUCUGGAGCCCGUGAUCAUGGAGCUGGAGAGGCAGGGGAAUGUGCUGGUCAUCUCACACCAGGCCGUCAUGCGCUGUCUGCUCGCCUAUUUCCUGGACAAGAGCGCAGAUGAACUUCCUUACCUGAAGUGCCCACUGCAUACUGUCCUCAAACUGACCCCUGUUGCUUAUGGCUGCAAAGUGGAAACGUUUUACUUGAACAUCGAAGCAGUGAACACUCACAGAGACAGACCUCCUGAUAAAAGCGGAAAGGAUCCAGCCCCGACCCUGCAGCGGCGGAAUAGUUUCACCCCUCUGGCUAGUCACGACCAGGUCAAGCGGCCACGGCUCUACAGCGCUGGCAACCGGCCACGCCUGCCCCUGACCACGACACUGGGGGCGCUGCACUUCCCUGAGCCGCAGCAGGGGGCGCUGCGUCAGCAAACCCAACAUCGUUUGGGGAAUGCCUGCAUGGGUCGUUCCAGCCUGGCUGCCUGUGAGUCUCUAGUCGCUGUCUCUGCUUCUGAGUAGAGCCUGAAGGACACCCUUGCAUUGCUCCCACCUGCUUGUAACGUCUGUUCAUACGUCUGCUCUUGACGGCUUCAGCGGCAAACAUACCUAUUUUUUGUAAUAAAUCCAGUAAGCAAUGUGGAAGGAGGCUAUCAGUGCAAGCAUGUGCUGCUGUUGUAAAUAAGUAGCUUUGAUAAUAUAGCAGGCUUGCAGCUGAAGUUGUAUGUAUGUCAAGUUGUUAAACACAGCCAAACUUCGGCUUCUAGUACAAUAACGGUCCCCCAGUACAUCUGAAUGAGUUUUUCUCGUUUUCAAAAAAGUAAAAAUGCAUGAAGGGCUUGCACUGAUGGUUUCAAAUGUUAAGCUCUGGUAUGAGAUCAGACUACCUAGAAAUUAUAUAUAUAUCCUUUUACUUUAAAUUAUAGCUGUAUGUUUAGUUAUUAAUCCAUUGCAGAAAUCUGGGGAAAAGAUGCUGGGAUGUUUUUUUUUUUUUUUUUUUUAAUUCCUGUGAUUUGUAUUUAUUCACUUUUAUCAGAGACUGCCGAUUUAGUUCUGUGUCAAUCUUACUGUUAUAAUGACAGUGGCAGACUGAUCAUGCCUUCCUGAUGAGACACACAGCAACAUGGACUUUGCACUGCACCUCUAUUUGUAUGUCUGUAGUAAGCGCUGCCUUUGUUUUCUUUUGUGAUUGUUGAGAGACCAUGGCCAUUGGCAGCCCGUUACAGAAUGCCAUUGUGUGAGUGGAAUCUAUACUUUUGUAGAUCUUGUUUUAAAGAAUGUACGUUUCGCAAUAGUAACUGUGCAGAAAAGUCCUGUUUUGUGUGUAAUGGUUAAGCCUCAGUUGUAACUGUACUGUUCUUAAAGAUCCUCGUUUCUUAAAGGGAAUGUCGAUUUGUCUGUAAAGGGAGAAAUAGAUCAAGAACAUCCCGGACACGUUACACUAAUUUGGCUACUGGGUUUCACUCCAUACCAGUAAAAGCUGAAGAGAUUUUCUUCUGUAAAAAAAAAAAAGGUUUCUUUGAACAGAAAUGAAGAUUUGGGGUUUGUUUUGACACGAGCAGUGCAGUGGUCUCCUAAUUCAAGUUGACUGUGACAGCCCCAGCUGUUUAAACACUGGCAUUCAGUGUAAAACUGCACUUCACAGGGUUUUCAGAGAACACAGUGGCAACUUGAUUUGAACUAUAGUGUAACUAUGUUAAGAUGGUUAAAUAGCAUGUCCUUAACUUUCUGAAUUUGAAUCAUUUGCUUGCCUUACAAAGUAGUCAAUAUAUACAGUAUGUAUGUAUAAAUAUUUGUGAGUUAUCUAGAUUAGGUAUAAAGCGUACUGCGUACCUGUACUGUAACAAUCAAUAACAAAUUACAACUAACUCAGAACCUACUGAUUAACUCAGUCGCCUUACCGUCAAUGUAUUCUAGCUGAAUGUAUAUACAGCACAGUACUGUACACCAUUGACCUGGCAAGCCAGUAUAUUAAAUGCAUUACAGAGGCAUAUCUGUUGAGGGUGCAUUCAAACACCAUUAGGUGGUAUUUGGUUAAGACUACAGAAUGUUUUUUUUGUUUGUAUCUGCAGAUUUUCUUGUUUACUGUCAUGCAAACACCUCCGAGCCCAAGCAAUGGUAUCAUGACUUCUGCUUUCUAUAGCUGAAGUUGCCUUUAUUUGAAUUGUGUGCAAGGGCGUGCUGGCCUUGCCCAUCAGGGGACAACUAAUCUCUGUGCUGUCUCAUUGCUCUGAACACUACAUUCACUUGGAUGGAUUGCACUGAAACACAGGAUUUUUUUAGUUUUUUGUUUGGCACUCCCAUAUGAAAAACACUUUAGCGUACUAAAUUCUUUGGACAACUCGAUGAUAGUACCUAACUCAGCAACUCUCCCCAUGUGUGCUCAGCCAUGGUAAUGCCCACUGAUCUAUUAAUGGUACCAGGGGGGUGAUUUGUUGUAACAGUCUGCAGUUGCGCAUGUCUCCCUCUGCUCCGUUGUGAAGGCGUAUGCAGGUUUUCAAAUCAAUGAGUCACUCGUGAAAUUUGAGUAUCACAGGCAGAAAUACCCUAACAUCCAUACAUGGUUUAUAUACUUUUUUUUUGGUUAUUUGCCAAACACUACUCUUUAAAAGAGAAGUAUAACCUGGGUAUGAGAAAUGAAAUUCAUGCUAGGGAAGAUUUAUAAUUGUUUAGGUUUCUGUGAAUACAAUCAUUAUCUAGUCAAAAUGGCUGAUUAGUUUAAUAUUUUAAAAUAAUAUUCAUAAUCCUUGCUUUUAACUGAACUAACAAUGCAAAACUUUGUGAUACAGCUAGUUUUGCAUAGGCAUUUAAAUAGAUGUAUUUUUAGGACAUACAUUAAAAUAAGAAAUAUGCUACCGCCCUAGCUUUUAAAAAGUGUAAUUUGUGGCACUAAACAUUGUGACUUAAUUUAGGCGAGUUCUUAAUAUUUAAUAGUUAGAUUAUGUAUUUCUGUGUCUGAUAUAUUCAAUGUUAUUUAUUGGCAAACUGCAGUGUGUAAUCAGGACUGGAUUACAUUUUCAUUUUAAAAAGCUGUGGAAACGCACAAUAUUUCUGAGCUUGCGCUACUGCUGAUUGUAUAAAAAAUCUGAUGUCUUUUGUUUGAUAACAUUCUUCUGUAUGUUGCAAAUCAUGAUGUUAGAGUAAUUCAGCAAUGAGAUUGCACAAUCAAUAAAAAAAAAAAG
This is a messenger RNA of Polyodon spathula (Mississippi paddlefish), 5123 nucleotides long. Its product is annotated as 6-phosphofructo-2-kinase/fructose-2,6-bisphosphatase 2-like. Gene Ontology annotation, cellular component: cytosol. Gene Ontology annotation, molecular function: ATP binding; 6-phosphofructo-2-kinase activity; fructose-2,6-bisphosphate 2-phosphatase activity. Bases 853 to 2463 code for a protein of 536 amino acids. Gene Ontology annotation, biological process: fructose 2,6-bisphosphate metabolic process; fructose metabolic process. The record is from RefSeq and is a predicted model, not a curated record. The transcript has 16 exons. NCBI's taxonomy places the organism in Eukaryota, Metazoa, Chordata, Actinopteri, Acipenseriformes, Polyodontidae.